Rubroshorea leprosula is the source of this 2328-nucleotide messenger RNA. The record is from the annotation of a GenBank genome assembly. NCBI's taxonomy places the organism in Eukaryota, Viridiplantae, Streptophyta, Magnoliopsida, Malvales, Dipterocarpaceae.
CAUUCACCAGCAAGAAACGACACGUUCACAAUUGUCGACUGAGAUUUCUGUCAUUGGAACCGGGAAAACGGGCAAAAACCGAAAAGCACAGUAAGAAAUCUAGAGCCUAGCUCAAGCUACCAAAUCAAAGAGAAUCUGUUACUGUGUUUCUUGCGGAGAAUCCAGAUUGGGGUUUAGGGUUUCGGCUGAACAACGAUGGCCGUCUUGUCCAUGGAUUCGCUGCCGUUAGGCUUCAGAUUCAGGCCGACGGAUGAGGAGCUCAUAAACCAUUACCUCCGGUUGAAGAUCAACGGGCGUGGCUCCGAGGUUCAGGUGAUUCGGGAAGUUGAUGUUUGCAGAUGUGAGCCCUGGGAUUUGCCUGCUCGGUCAGUGAUAAAAACGGACGAUUCAGAGUGGUUCUUCUUCUGUCCACGUGACCGGAAGUACCCCAACGGCCAGCGGUCCAAUAGGGCUACUCAUGCGGGCUACUGGAAAGCUACUGGUAAGGAUCGCACCAUCAAUUCUAAGAAGUCUCUCAUUGGAAUGAAGAAGACCUUGGUGUUCCACAGGGGCCGAGCCCCCAAUGGUCAACGCACUAACUGGAUCAUGCAUGAAUAUCGAGCAACUUCCAAGGAUCUUGAUGGUACUGCCCCUGGCCAGGGUGCAUUUGUUCUGUGUCGAUUAUUCCACAAAGUGGAUCAGAAGAUUGAUAGUGUAAGGUAUGAUGAAGUGGACCAGACGGGAGAUUCUCCUACCACAAACAAAUCUUCUCCUGAUGACACAUCAUCAGAUCUUGUCCAAGAGACAGCAACUCCUGAGUUGCAACCUCAAAAGCAGUCAGAAGGUAUAAAAAGAUGGUUGACGGAUAAAUGUGAUGAUGUAUCACAUAAUGGUCAUGUUAUAGGUGGCAGCUGCUGCAAUAGUCAUAUGACUUCUGAUGUAGAAGAUCAUGCUGAAGACAAUGCAAUUGAGGGAUUUCCACACUUGGAAGAAAAUUCAAACUUUUAUGACCUCAUGUAUAAUCAGAUUGAUUACGAAGUUUCCUUGCCAGUGCACUCUCAUGUUCAUGAAGAUCUAGCGCCCGACAUGGAUUCUCUUUAUGCUAGUGAUUUUGGCAAUGAACAUAAUGGAAUAUGUUUUCAAGAUGGAACUGCUGAACAGGAUGUCCCACUCUCUGACUUGUUGUAUGAGGUUUUCAAUAACCAUGAGGAAUCCUGUGAAGAGUCUACCAGUCAGAAAAACUCUGUUGCUGGAAGUGAAGUGUACAAUUCUGGUAAUGCAAGUAUUCCACAGACCUUACUGCCAGAAAGCUCCUAUGUCAAAGACAAUGUUACAUGCAGUGACACUGAUACUGAAAUGGCCCAAGUACCGUAUGAUACAGAAAUUGGAUCUUCUAGGUGGUUUAACGAGCAAGUGGAUAAGACUGAAUAUUUGCAGAUGCCAGAUUCAUUUGGAUCUGGUCAUCCUCAAGCAGCUCUUUGUGACCGAGAAUUUAAAAGUGGAUAUGUUGGUGAUUUUGGGAAUUAUUCUUUUGGGCAAAACAUCUCACCUGAUUCUGCCAUGGCUUCAUUUUCUGGUAGUGUCCAUGGUUUGGAAGAGCCAAGCAGUCUGAAUAAUCCUGUGAACAGUAGUGGUGUUCUUGGUGGUGCUGGAAUCAGAAUUAGAAGCCGCCAGCCCCCACGUCAACCAAAUUCUGUCAACUUUGUCACUCAGGGCACUGCUCAAAGGAGAAUCCGUUUGCAGAUGAGACUUUCACCAGGCUCCUUUGACAAUGACAAAGAGACAAAUGCUGGCCUUUACGAAGAAGAAGAAGUACAGUCAGCUUUAUCAAAGGCCACAGAAGUAGAAGAUACUGGUGAGCCAGAGAAAGAAAACCAGCUGCUCAAUCUUGAUGAGAACAAGGGAACUGGUGAAGGAUCGUCUAUAAAACUGAGGAAAAGGGUGAAAAGUGACUCUGAGCCAAAGAGCACCAAAGUGAACCAAGCUGCAGUGCUUUCAGAAACAGCACCAAUGCGUCAUGGCUCAAGUUCCUCAUUCUCUCUUAUGCUCGGUAUUUUCAGUAUUUUGGUUUUGCUUGUUUUCUUAUUGGGAAUAUGGAGAUGCCUAAGUUCUUGAUAUUUGGUUGAAUCAACCGGUAGGUUCUCUCUAGUCUGUUUUUCCUCUGUCUGCUUACUUUGUAGGAAAUAUUGUUAGGUAAUGUAAUGUAAAUUGUGUUCCAUGUGUAUCUGUAUAGAUUACGUAGAAUAGGGAAUGGCUCUGUACUACGUUGUAUGUGACAACCUUCCUGUUAUGUGUCGUUGGUCUAACGUUGUGCAAUGUAUUCUACUAUAGAGGCUUUUAUUUGUAUCG